This is a messenger RNA of Myzus persicae (green peach aphid), 1205 nucleotides long. RefSeq names its product charged multivesicular body protein 4c-like. Gene Ontology annotation, biological process: late endosome to vacuole transport via multivesicular body sorting pathway; vesicle budding from membrane. Gene Ontology annotation, cellular component: cytoplasmic side of plasma membrane; ESCRT III complex; multivesicular body. The transcript is spliced from 7 exons. The record is from RefSeq and is a predicted model, not a curated record. Bases 274 to 1002 code for a protein of 242 amino acids. NCBI's taxonomy places the organism in Eukaryota, Metazoa, Arthropoda, Insecta, Hemiptera, Aphididae.
GAUUAGCCUUUAGUUGACGGGGGGUGAGGAAAGCGCAGUGCAUCACCUAACCUCCAUAUGAGGCGCCAUUUUAACAAAAGGUUGGUACAACAGUUACUUUUGUUAUCACGACGCUAGGGAGAAUUUUGUGAACCCGUUUCUCAUAUCAUCCUAGUUGUCCUAGUGGCCAUUGUAAGUCGUAAAAUAUGUUAAAAAGUGAAACACGUUUUUUGAAAUCAGAAUACUGAUUUGCGAAUUACUUACUUACCUGAAUUAGUCACGCCUGACAAUAAAAUGAAUUUCUUUCGCAAGCUUUUUGGAGGCAAGAAAAAAGAAACCCAGAAACUUUCGACCGAACCAUCGACCGAACCAUCAGAUGAAGUCGAUGCAUUGGUAAACAUGCGAUCCACUGAACGAUUUUUGAUGGAGAGACGUGAAAUAUUGAAUACUAAUAUAAAAAAGGAGUUGGCCACGAUAAAGCAAAAUGUCAUCAGUAAUAAACGAGUCGCGCUGAAUGCAUUGAAACGUAAAAACUGUUAUGAAAAACAGGCAUCCCAGAUUGAAGGUAUUUUAUCGACUGUCAUACAACAACGUUUGGCCUUGGAAAGUGUUAACACAAACACAGUAUUGCUCAAUGUAAUGGAAUCGACUUUAAACACUGUUAAAAUGGUGGAUAAAAAUAUCAAUAUAGACGAUAUUCAUAAAAUGAUUGAUGAUAUUGCAAAGUCACAUGGCUCAACUCAAGAAAUAUCGGAAGCCUCCCGUAAUUCAGCCACAUUGGAAGUUGAUGAAGAUGAGGAAGAAUUACAAAAGGAAUUAGAAAAUCUUGAAUUAGAAGAAUUGGACGAACAAGAAGAAUCAAGAAAAGGAUUAGAAAAUCUUGAACUAGAAGAAUUGGAUGAACAAGUAAUGAACAUGGAUCGGAUUCUAGCAGUAAAUUAUCCAUUGCCAGUUAUGCCAACAUUUGAACCUCCUGCACAAAUUAAAAAAACAUCUGAACGGAGAAAUUCCAUGAUGACAUGAAAGAGUGAUUUCAUACAAUGUUCAAAUUAAGUAUGGAUAACAUGGUGAUAAACUUAAACAAUAUUUUUGUGAGUAAAACAAGUUCCACUUAAAAUCUAAUUAGAAUUCAAAAAUUCAUCAUUGCUUAAAAAUAUAAAUGUGCCAUUUCAUUAAGCGUAUUUCCAAUACCUCCUAUAUACAAUUUUAAUUUUUUUUUCACUUGU